GUUUUGCGAUAGAAUUUUCGAGAAAACUCGAUUUGCCUCCGGAUGUUUACUUCAUUAGUUCCUCAAGAAUUUGCAUUUGUCCUGACAAGAGCAAUGGAUAAUACAGAAUUGCAAACAUGAAUGAUACUGAUUUGCAACCGCCAUUCACCAAAAUAAAGUGUCAUUCCUGUUUGUACCGGCAUGUCCAAAGAAGUAGAACCUGAUACAUUGGUAACCCUCGAAACGGAUGUUGAGUAUUCAGAAAUACUAGAACUCACUACUGUAUCCGAAGCGCAACAGCAAGAAAUAGUUUUGAAGCCACCGCCACAGUUUUCUGAAACAGAAUUUGGGACUUACAUAUCCAUGGAAGAAGCGAGAAUGCAAAGGCCUUCAACAUCAAGGUCACAUUUCGAUGAGGAACCUUACACAUCGAGGCAGGCCUCUACUUUCCAUACGUACAGCACUGUAGAAGACGCAGAAGUCAUUCAGUACGAAAAUUUCAUACAUGGCAGAUGUCCGCAGGAGGAAGAUGUAGAGCCCCGUUUUGCGAACAAUAUAGGAUACGAUGGUGAUAUAUCAGAUGAUAUCCUGAGCUUAAGAACCCGGCUGAAAAUCAAGAAACGAAGAUUACCCUUUAUAGCAUAUGCUUUUUAUGCCGCAGAAGAGGUUUAUCAAGAAGUUGAGAAAAUACUGCUUUUGGAUAUAGUCUUCCUCGUAUUCUCACUUGGAGUCGCAUCAGUAGGUAUGACGCGAGUGACUGAUUGCACUGUCUCACCCAACAUUCCUGUAAUCAUUGUUGUCAGUGGCGUUGUCGAUGCUGUCGUCAACGUGUUAAGUAUUUCUGCCUCUCUAACAAGACGACCAUCCUUGAAGGAAGGGCUACAUGACAUCACCAGAAUGGGGAGACUCACGUUAUUUUUUAUUCACACUUAUGGUUUAGCGAAAGUGUACAGCAUUUUACCGCCUGAAGAAUCGGAUCAUUUUUCUCUUGAAUAUUGCGAUUCCGUACUGUACUGGACAACAUUUGCUUUCUUUCACAUCACUACCUUGUCGUCUCUCAUUGUAUUCGCAGGCAUGGCUACAGCUGUUGCCUGCUUUUAUGUCUAA
Molecule: messenger RNA, 1086 nt
Organism: Argiope bruennichi
Lineage: Eukaryota; Metazoa; Arthropoda; Arachnida; Araneae; Araneidae
Exons: 6
Coding region: 181-1086 (301 amino acids)
Source: RefSeq, a predicted model, not a curated record